Molecule: messenger RNA, 1818 nt
Organism: Dipodomys spectabilis (banner-tailed kangaroo rat)
Lineage: Eukaryota; Metazoa; Chordata; Mammalia; Rodentia; Heteromyidae
Product: sialic acid-binding Ig-like lectin 11
Exons: 9
Coding region: 28-1746 (572 amino acids)
Biological process (GO): cell adhesion
Cellular component (GO): plasma membrane
Molecular function (GO): sialic acid binding
Source: RefSeq, a predicted model, not a curated record
GCCAGAGGUCCCAGCCAAGGCCCUGACAUGCAGCAGCUGCUCCUGCUGCUGCUCCUGCUGAGGGCAGGGGGCCAGGCCGACAGGCCAGGGCACCAGGUGGAGCCCCGAGGAGGGAUUCAGCUCAAAGUUCCACAGCACCAGCUGAAGGUACAGGAGUCGGUGACGGUACAGGAGGGCCUAUGCACUCUGGUGUCCUGCUCUGUCCACUACUCCCAGGUGGGCUGGAACUACUCUGUGCCUGCCUAUGGCUACUGGUACCGGAGAAAGAAAAGUUCUGGUUUCAGCGCAGACCCCAGUGCUCUUGUGGCCACCAACAACCCGGACAGAAGAAUGGCAACGAUUACCCAAACUACUGCUUUCCACCUUAUUGGGGACCCAGGAGCUAAUGACUGCUCCCUGAGAAUCUCAGGAGCCCAGAUGGGCGACAGUGGACGCUACUAUUUUCGCCUGGAGAGAGGAGAUGAGAAAUUCACCUACAAAAAUCCCCUUCUCAUGGUGACUGUGACAGCGCUGACACAGAUCCCCGACAUCAACAUCAAGGAACCCCUGGAGGCAGGCCGCCUCAGCCACCUGAGGUGCUCCAUGCCUGGGACCUGUGAGGGGGCCCUGGCCCCUAACAUCUCCUGGCAUGGGUUGGCCUUGAAGGCCCACAGCUCCCAGAAUAUCACAGUUAUUCCCCGGCCCCAGGAUCAUGGCUCCAACAUCACGUGUCGGGUGAUCCUUCCCAGCACUGGGGUGUCUAGAGAACGGACUGUGCAGCUCAGUGUGUUCUAUGCUCCUCAGACGGUGACCAUCAGCAGCAGUGGAGGAGGUGACACAGAGUCCCAAGGUAACACGACAUGCAUGGAUGUCCGCAAAGGCCAGUUUCUACGGCUGCUCUGCACUGCAGCUGGCCAGCCUCCCCCAACACUGACCUGGGUCCUUGGGAACCGAGUUCUCUCGAGAUCAAAUGUCACCGACCCUGGAACCCUGGGGCUGGACCUGCCUGAGGUGGAGGUCAGGGAUGCGGGGCGCUACACCUGCCACGCGGAGAACAGACUAGGCUCCCAGCACCGUGCCCUGGACCUCUCUGUGCAGUACCCUCCGGAGGCGCUGACAGUGACCGCUUCUCAAGGAAACAGCACAGAGCUGGAAAUCCACAGGAACGGCUCGUCCCUCCAUGUCCUGCAGGGACAAAGCCUGCGCCUGGUCUGUGUCACCCACAGUUACCCAUCGGCCACGCUGAGCUGGGCCCGGGGUUCCCAGACGCUGAGCCCCACCUGGCCCGCAGAGCCUGGGGUGCUGGAGCUGCCCGUGGUUGAGGCAGAACAUGAAGGAGAAUUCACCUGCCGGGCGCAGAACCCACUGGGCGCCCUGCACAUCUCCCUGAGCCUCUCUGUGCACUGGAAGGCAACUGCGACCAGGAUGUUCACCCUUGGGACUGUGUGUGGAGCUGGCGGGGCUGCCAUGCUGUUUCUCUGUGCCACCCUCGUCUUCUGUCGGAUGAAGACCCGCAGGACGGAAGCUACCAGCCCACCCGCUACUGUGACAGUUGCCUGCUCCACCCCAAGAACCACCUGGAAGAGUCACAUGAAGGAAUCCAGGCUAGCCUUCCCACCACCUGCUGUGGCCAGGCCCACCAAGGAGGAGGAAGAGCUAGACAUCCAUUAUGCUUCCCUCAGCUUCUCUAGGCUGAAGCCUGCAGAGGCUUGGGACUCCAGUGCCUCCACCAACACGGAGUAUGCGGAGAUCAAGAUCCACAAGUGAGAGGCUGGGAAGGUGGCUCAGUGGUAGAGUGCUUGCCUUGCAUGCAUGAGGCCCUGGGUUUGAUUCCUCAGC